CCUUGAAAUCUCGUUCCGCCAACAAAAGAACGGUUUCAUAUUUCCCGAAACACGUGGGUCAACAUCUACACGGUUCUGCGUCCGCAGUCGCUGUUCAUUUUAGCGAGUGCCGCUAGGAUUUAAUUACCCGUUUUGCUCAACGGUACAUCGAAAUUUAGCAUAGCUGGGCGCGCGUUCGAAUACUUACUGUCAACAGUUUUUCAUUGUGCCAAAACAUGUAACGUGACAGUGAUAUGCUACUGUUCAGGAGAAAGAAGUAAAAUAGAUAGUUGCGGUAAGAGUCAGCCCAAUCGGUUCCGAUUACUGUUGGACCAGAUUGGCAGUGGAGAUAUAUCACAAGACACAGUAACAGUGGAAACGGACAACGCGGCGUAACAAGGAGAAGGUGCCUUCGAACCAAGUCCCUAAAGCACAUUAGUGCGCUGCCUGUACAGAAACAAAAUGACAGAUUCUAAUCAAGCAGAGUCUUUUUGUGUGGACGGAGACAUUAAGUACACAGCUGGAAACGUUGCAGCGGCAACAGCUUCGUACUUACAAGGGCAUAUUUUGGAUAGCAGUUCCGUGAAAGAACAUGUAACUACGUUCACAGAGGAACAACGUUCAGAAAGUGUAGAAAUUUUGCAGAAUUGGUUAAAGCCCAAAGAACAAUCUACUACCGACAAAUCAAAACUUGGCGUUCAGGCAACACCUGACCAAAUAUGGGAGUUCAUAUUCUGCCUCGAGCCGGAAGCUGUAACCACUUGCUUCGCUAGAAUUGAGCCGUUAUUGCGAGAGAAGCGGUACCAACAGGUGAUCGACAGCUGCACCGCCAUUUUAAAGCAGUACCCACAAGACACGCCACCAAUACUUUUGCAAAGAGCGCUUGCCCGUACGUUGCUUGGGGGAAGGGAAAAGGAAGCGAUUUCUGAUUACCUGCGAGCUUACUUGAAGGACAAAGACAUUACCAUGCAGGUGGUUAGAAACAAGCAGGGUGACCACCUGGACAGCAUAAAGGAACUAAUGCAAAACUGUGUAUUUUCCAAGCCAACAUCAGCCGCAGAAACGAAAGCACAUAAACAAUGGCUCGCGCUCACUGUAGAUUGUUGUCGAUUUUUACUCACGUUUGAUCCAAACGAUUUUCGGCUGCAAAUGACAUUCACGGAACGGCUGAAAGCAAUGCACAAAAUCGACCGUGCUUUAGCAAUGCUGACGGAAACGAUUGAAGUGCUGCACUUAGACCUGAAACCGGAUCCGGCGAAACUCACAGAAGCCUUACUUCGACGCAGUGAAUGCCAAAUCGUGAAACAGCAAGUUGACCAAGCCAUAAGCGACAUAACUGCUGGCCUAAAUGCUGCAUCUGAUAUAGCCCUCUCCCAAAAAGGGCCAGACAGUUCUACAUCUAGUAAUGAAAUUGAUGUAAUAUAUUCCGAAAAGGAAAAAACGUUAUCUAUUGCCAAAGACAUUUUUGGUAGCAAAACUAACGAUAUAUUAGAACUGUAUAUGCUUUUGGACAAAAGUGCAUCAAAACUUUCUGCGGAGGACAGAUUUAAAACUGUAACAAAAAUGGACAACAUUCGAAAUUCGGCAGAUUUGUACCGAGCUAUGUUGGUACUACAGCCCAGCAGCAAAGACGCUCAGUUCAAACUGGCAUCGUGCUAUGCUAAGUUGGGAAAAAAUAAACUGGCUGUAAAGAUAUAUGACAAGCUACUAGAGGACACUCACUUCUCACAGGACACUGCAAUUCUAACAGCCAGGGCACUCUGCUACCGCGAACUAGGAAACAAAGCAGAGGCGCAGAAAGAUUACGACGCAUUGUUACGCAACAAUCCCCGUGACGUAUGUCUACUGUGUGAACGUGCGAUGAUGUACAUGGAAGACGGCAAUAAUAUUGCCCUUGUACAAGAUUUAAUGGCUGCUUGCAAGAUUAACCAGAAGCUUGUUGUUACGCAAAUGAGCAAGGAGCCUUUGGUACAGAGAACACGAACCCGACAGAUUCUAUUUGACCAUGCCAAAAGUUUAUUACAGGAUGCACCUUUACCACAAGAUAAAGCUCCGCGGACGGAUGACAUUUCGCUUGAGGAAGUGAUAAUUAAACAAAAGGACAGCUCACUCGCUGUAGCACUAAGUUUAUCUCAACUGCUAACAAAGCUAAAUCCAGCUGAUCAGUCUGCCCACAUCCUUAUGGCGCACGCCAUGUUUCAUGCAGGCUGUACCAACGAUGCGGAAACAAAGCUGAAGAAAAUGCUCCAAGAUCACCCACAAGCAUUGGACCUCCAUGUUAUAAAGUUACAUCUUGGACUCAUGAAGAUUUUUACUAAACGAAUCGAUGAAGGAAUGUCUGCACUUAUCGAGGUCUUGUCAACAAAAGGCGAACGCGUCGUAUCUUCCCUGCUGAGAGACAUCCCGAUCAGUGAGCGUGCAAGUCUCUCUGAUGAGUCACAUCAUUAUGGAAUAGAUAGUUUGCACAAAGAAAGGGAUCCUGCGACUGUACGGCGGGCGGUCGAAUGCUUUACGCUCGCAAUACUUUGCUGUCGUGGGACGGAUCUUGUGCUUGAAGAGAAUUCGACUUCGCUUUGGCUUUUGCUGACGGAUGCCAAAUGCCUGGUUGGAAUUCACCGGAAAUCGGACAAAAUGUCCAAUUCGGCUUGGUCCUUAGCUUCUUCGCUCUCCUACAACUCCUUUGUUAUUCCUCCACUCAAAUUCCGGUUUGAGCCUAGCGAAAUAUUCCACCGGCAAAAGAUAAAGCGCAGAAGGUUAAAUGGCGGAACUGGAGUUUAUCGUUCUUACAUUGCAAGAGCGGAGUGCAUGGCUCAUUUAGGUGACCAAAGAGCAGCCGUUCUUGACUUUUCCGCAGCUAUUGAGGUGAAUCCACUAUGCGUCGAAGGACUAUGUGGGAGAGCAUUUAUGAGAUUGGCUCUUGGUGAGGAGUACGAUUGCGUUAAUGAUGUCACUUCUGCCUGCGAACUUGACAUAUACGCCGUUACUGAUCACAUUCUAGGUUUACCGGACGAGGCAAAGAAACUUCUGUUGUUCUGGAUAGAUCACAGAGUAGUUGUUUUGCUGCUGAAUUAUGGAUACAAAUCUGGUUCUACAGACAGACUCAACACCGGGGGCUCUGCUUCGACAGUAAGCAUGCUUGAUGAAACUUUGAAUAAACCGGGUGAAGAUGUUUCACGAACUUCGUCUCUCUCAUCAAUACAUUUACCUUCCCCUCUUCCGAACGACGGUAGUCAAUCACUGGCUCCUCCUACCGACAGAAACGUUGAUGACAUUACACCUACAAAUAUUGCGUCGAAUAGCGCAGAUAACCAGCAAGAUACGGAUGAUUCCCUAGAAGUCAGCGAUCCACUAAAUCCCAAUAAGAAAAGACUACACAAAUCAGCUGCAAGUAAAAGAGAUUUAAAAGAGGCGUUGAUAGCAUUAGAAAACACAUAUGUCCACGAUCAGGAAGGAGAAAACAAUCCUGUAAUGUCACGUCACACUAGCCGUGGGUCCACCGCCACCACAGCGACUUCGGUGUCAACAUACGAUGAUAUCAUUAGUGGCAUGGAAAAGGCUGAGAUCCUUCAAAAGUCAAUGGGACUAGGAAAACUUCUUAUAACCGUUGACAAUUCAAACCCGACAUGGCACGGAAUGUAUGCCGAUAUUUUGAUAGUUAAAGGCGAAUUUGACGAAGCAUUACGUCAUCUGCAACUCGUUAUGGACUUGUCACCAAAUGACGUCACAGCAGUGGCGCGUGCUGGCCUGAUCAACGUUAAAAUGAACCGGUUUCAGAUGGCAUCAGCGUUAUUAAGCUCCUUGGCAGAUGUCGAUAAAAAUGGUUUACUCUAUGUUUUGAAAGCCAUUGACUCAAGUCGCCGACGUAAAUUGGCGGAGGAAACGAUAAAACAGGCAGAAGCUUUGAUAUCUGUUGACAAGUACGCAGAGGCUCGUAGUUACUACAGCUUGAGUCUUUUAACUGAUCCAUCGUCCAAGAUAGACAAGUUGCGGAGGCGUUCUAGGUGUCUUUUAAAAAUGGGAGAAAAUAGCAAGGCCAUUGCGGAUAUUUCUGAAGUUAUAAAAGAGACCGCUACCAGACCUCAAGUUAACGAUUACUGCGUAAGGGGUAACCUACAUCUUGUAACUGGAAAGGAAUUUCUUGCGUGUAAAGAUUUCAUGCAAGCAAUAGAAUUAGAAAGACACCAAGCCAUAUCCCUUAUCCAUGUAAAGCCUGGACGAACGGUGCUGUGCUCGAUAUUUUACCAGCAAGCGGUGGAGGCGUUCAGUAAACAUGAUUACCAGGGGUGUCACGACAUUUGCGAGAUGGGUUUAGUAAUUGACGGCGACGACAUCGAAAUGAGAAAGCUUAGAGCUCGAGCUAAACGCGAAAUCAGCAAAUGCAUUGUACAAUGAAGUUCAGCCUUGCAGUUUAGUUAAACAGUUACAGGCCAUCUUUUCAAGAAAUAACACCUAUUUUAGUAAUAUUUGUUCCAUUUGUAUGAAAUUCGAUUCCUUUUAUAUAUAAGCAUAGUCGUGAUGUUAUAUGUAUAUCCUGCUUCUGUACAGUGUGUAAAUCAUAUGCUUUCUAUAUUGUAUUUUAAAACAUACUACAAACAAA
Messenger RNA from Ciona intestinalis (vase tunicate), 4576 nucleotides. RefSeq lists its product as uncharacterized. NCBI's taxonomy places the organism in Eukaryota, Metazoa, Chordata, Ascidiacea, Phlebobranchia, Cionidae. Gene Ontology annotation, molecular function: protein binding. The record is from RefSeq and is a predicted model, not a curated record.